Molecule: messenger RNA, 1621 nt
Organism: Amoebophrya sp. A120
Lineage: Eukaryota; Dinophyceae; Syndiniales; Amoebophryaceae
Source: the annotation of a GenBank genome assembly
CUCAAGACCAAAAUCAUGAGCAAAAACAAAGUGCGACGUUUUGUUUGAUAGAUUUCAGUGCAAGAUCAGCAGCAUGUGACAAAGAGGCAGGUGCUUGGUUUUAAUCUAAAAUGUAGAGACACGGGCACCACAAUCACAUUCGAUUCAGCAGAAACUACUACACGUAGGCAAAAAACAGCAACAACCAAGCAACCGAAAUGGUAAAUUUCUCUUCGAUAGAAGCUGGCGUGUUGCACGAGUGGGACCAGGGGGAGCAGCUUAUGCUCCGCGACGAAAUUGAGCAUAUGGAGGGCAGGGCGGUUACUUCGUGGGCCGACUUGCGCAAAAACUACGUGACCUUCAUGAUUGCGAAGGCCCUCGAGGAUCUCGAUCGUCCGAUCUGUCCGUUUCCUGAAGUCGCCACCGUGUGGCGUGCGCACUUGCUGAACACCUGCGAGUAUCGCAAGUUUGAGACUUUAGUUUUGCGCAAGUCGGGCAGUACUAGAUCACACCUGGACCACAGCACGCGUGUGAUUCAUGCCGCUGCUCAGCGAGCGCGUCGGCAAAACUUUCUCGAUAUGGUGGACGCAUCAAAUACUGGUCGUCAAAGUACUGAGCCACAGUCAGCUACUCUGGCGAUACAAAACCAACGAAAUCGGUCCCGAUCGCCGCUAGCGCGUCGCGAAGGAACGGGCACCGUCAUGGCCGAAGACGACGAGUCCGCGCAACCAGCUGGUACCGACUGAGAUCAUAAAGUUAAAGACGAAAUAGUAUACACAUUGUUCAUGUUUCAGGUGCGCCAUGGGGAGAAGAUCAGAAAUAUAUCCAAUGAAGAAAAACCUCAAAUCGCAUCAGAGCACGACAAAAUAAAUCUUGGACAGGCACGACAGACGACGUCCCUCGUGGCGACUUAGAUUCUCGCAGUAGACCACGACCAGAAACUCCUUUAACACACUUCAACAUUUUUUUGACUGCUGAAAAUUUUUCUUACCCUGGUGGCAGACGAACGUGUGUGAUUCAAGUGCACAACUGGUGGACGGUUUCUGACGUCAAGCACAAGCUGAUGCUCCUAAAAUCGGAAUCCUUGCCGCCAUCAUUACACCAGUUUGGAUUGCGGAAGGGCUACAACAGAGUACUCGACGAAGAUCGACCUCUCGGAAAGCGAGAGCGAAACGACGAGCUGCAGGCACGAGAUGCAUCUUCGAGAACCCUUGCGGAAUGCGGCAUUGAAGAAAUGGACACACUCUACGUGUUUAUCAGAUUUUCCAGACUACCCCCCAGAAGCACAAGGUCUUCAACCCUCGAAUCGGUCUGUAAGCCGGCUUCAAAAUAGAAAGAAGCAUACUUUUUGUGACAAUCUGCAUUGAUGAUUGCCAACUGCAGUCCCUGCAGGAUUGCCUUUUUGUCUGUCUCACGCUUUGUGCGAAUAAACUCAUCGCAUUCCUCGCAGCUCAUUUUCAUUUAGCACCGUCCUGAUUUUUGCCUGCUGCUGUUGAGAAGACGAAAUUAUCGUUCGUGAUGCUUGCAGCUCACUUCGAACUUGGGGACCAUCGUUCUAAGAAAGGGGCCGUGUCAACGUCAUCAAAUGAUACCGAGGGAGUGUCGUUCCCCAGUCAACAUCGUGGUCGUCGAUUCUCUUCUC